AAUUAAAUGUUCGUAACGGCUAGUUGCAGUAUCGAUGUACUUUUGUUUGGUAAGAGGAGCUAAAACAUGAGCCCAGCUGCUGCUACCUUCUCCAUCACAACUGACCGUUGGCUCCAUUAGAUAAGAGAUCUACAGAUUCAAAACCCCUCCACUCUCCACCAUCUCCACAUUCUCAUUCUCCGCCGGAAAAAGCCCUCCGACCGACUCUGAGGCAUUUUCACAAACUCCUCGCGCGAUACAAAAGCGCAGAUCAUUAGAAAAAAUAUGGACAGCCAAACGCACAGAAGGAAAAGCGGCAUCAACCUGCCGCCGUCCAUGUCCGGCGCCUCCCUCCGCCUCGACAAAUUCUCGUCCCCCGCCGUCAGCAGCCUCUCGUCUCCGCUCAAAUCGAUGUCCCCCAGGACCAUAUCCAACCUCUCCGCCUCCUCAUCCCCGUCCAAGUCGGCCUCCGCCUGCAGCGACAGGUUCAUACCCUGCAGAUCCACGUCGAGGCUGCACACGUUCGGGCUAGUGGAGAAGGGGUCGCCGGUCAAGGAGGGGACUGGAGGCGGCGGCGGCAGCGAGGCUUACUCCAGGUUGUUGAGGGCUGAACUUUUCGGGACUGACUUUGGGUCUUGUGAUUUUUCUGCAGGUGGUGGUGGUGGUGGGUCGCCAGUGAUGACGAGUCCGAGCAAGAACAUGCUGAGGUUCAAGACGGAGCAGCACUCGUCUGGGCCCAAUUCGCCCUUCUCACCGUCGGUUUUGGGACAUGAUGCUGGGCUUUCUGGCGAGGUUUCGACGCCGCCCAAGCCGCCGAGGAAAGUGCCCAAGACGCCUCACAAGGUUCUGGAUGCACCAUCCCUUCAAGACGAUUUUUACCUCAACUUAGUCGACUGGUCUUCUCAGAAUGUCCUUGCUGUGGGAUUAGGCACCUGUGUCUAUCUAUGGAGUGCUUCAAACAGCAAAGUGACAAAAUUAUGUGACCUGGGACCUAAUGAUGGUGUCUGCUCAGUCCAGUGGACUCGAGAGGGGUCAUACAUAUCAGUCGGCACAAGUCUUGGGCAAGUUCAGGUUUGGGACGGGACUCAGUGCAAGCGUGUUAGAACAAUGGGUGGACAUCAAACAAGAACUGGAGUGCUUGCAUGGAGUUCUCGCAUAUUAUCCUCUGGCAGCAGAGAUAGAAACAUACUUCAGCACGAUCUUCGUGUUCCGAGCGAUUAUAUUAGCAAGCUUACUGGACACAAAUCAGAGGUUUGUGGACUCAAAUGGUCUCAUGAUGAUCGAGAACUUGCUUCCGGUGGCAACGAUAAUCAGCUAUUGGUGUGGAAUCAGCACUCGCGACAGCCGAUACUGAAGCUAACAGAGCAUACAGCAGCCGUGAAAGCCAUUGCAUGGUCGCCACAUCAGAAUGGCCUUUUGGCAUCUGGAGGUGGAACUGCGGAUCGUUGCAUUCGGUUUUGGAAUACAUCGAGUGGCAAUCAGCUCAAUCGUGUGGACACGGGAAGCCAGGUAUGCAAUCUAGCAUGGAGUAAAAAUGUGAAUGAAAUAGUCAGCACUCAUGGAUAUUCUCAGAAUCAGAUAAUGGUGUGGAAGUAUCCGACUAUGGCGAAGGUUGCAACUUUGACUGGACAUAGUUUACGGGUACUCUAUCUGGCAAUGUCUCCAGAUGGUCAGACAAUUGUGACUGGGGCUGGAGACGAGACACUCAGGUUCUGGAAUGUUUUUCCAUCCGUAAAAACACCGGCGGCGGUUAAGGACACUGGCCUUUGGUCAUUAGGCAGAACUCAAAUCCGAUGAAUGGCGAUGAUCACAUGUACUGAUGCUACAAAAUAAUAACCAUCAUGUGUAAAGUAUAACUAAGAAUUACACAUACCUCAACCUCAAACUGAAAGGGGGCAANUUUUUUUUUUUUUUUUUUUCUUUU
This is a messenger RNA of Striga asiatica, 1903 nucleotides long. Lineage: Eukaryota; Viridiplantae; Streptophyta; Magnoliopsida; Lamiales; Orobanchaceae. The record is from the annotation of a GenBank genome assembly.